This is a messenger RNA of Bombus terrestris (buff-tailed bumblebee), 586 nucleotides long. RefSeq lists its product as uncharacterized. Bases 170 to 586 code for a protein of 138 amino acids. NCBI's taxonomy places the organism in Eukaryota, Metazoa, Arthropoda, Insecta, Hymenoptera, Apidae. The record is from RefSeq and is a predicted model, not a curated record. The transcript has 3 exons.
GAGUAACGUUAGUCCUGAAGAAUCACGGUGACGUAUAUUAUGAGACCACAUUUCUAUAUGUUAUACGGAUCCAUUGUGGGGUACUGCAAACAGAAGACACCAUCUUCUUAAAACAAAAUUUUUUGAAUGUACUUGUGAUCGAUGCAAGGAUCCCACAGAAUUUGGAACAAUGUUUAAUGCUUUAAAGUGCAAUCGAAUGAAUUGUCCAGGAUACAUGUUACCAAAAACUUUUUUUGAACAGGAACAGGAUUAUAUAUGCAAAAUUUGUGAAUCAAUUGUUCCUUAUGCGGAAAUUGAAAAAAUAUUAGAAAAUAUUGGUAUAUACCUUUCAACCAUGAAGAAAAAUGACAUUAUUGCAUGUAAAGAAUUUAUAAAUCGUCGUUACGAAAGUACUCUCCACCCAAAUCAUUUUUACAACAUUGAUGUAACGAUUGCUCUGGCUCAAUUGAUUGGACAACAAACUGGAGGAUUAGCAGCAGUAGAAAAAGAUCUUCUCAUCGAGAAAAUAGAAUUAUGCAAAAAACUGGAUAAAUUGCUCAAGACACUCGUUCCUGGUAAUGUAUUUUAUUUAAGAAAUGAUAACUAA